Glycine soja is the source of this 1597-nucleotide messenger RNA. RefSeq names its product E3 ubiquitin-protein ligase SPL2-like. NCBI's taxonomy places the organism in Eukaryota, Viridiplantae, Streptophyta, Magnoliopsida, Fabales, Fabaceae. Gene Ontology annotation, molecular function: ubiquitin-protein transferase activity. Gene Ontology annotation, biological process: organelle organization; protein ubiquitination. The record is from RefSeq and is a predicted model, not a curated record. The transcript has 6 exons. The coding region runs from base 100 to 1251 and encodes 383 amino acids.
AACAUAGGUUGUUCUAGAAGACGUGGUGGAUUUCGUCGAUAAUAAUAUUGUGGAAACGGAAACAGUGAUCAGUGUUUGAAUGAAUCAUUGAUCAAUCUAAUGUCUCAUCAGGAGCAAGCCGUGUUGUCCCUUCUCUCCAAGCUCGCCCUUUCCUUCGACGGUGCCGUUUUGGGCGUUGCCUUGGCCUUCGCCGCCGUCCGCACCCUCUUCAAAUUCACCGCCACCUCCGCCUCCCUCCGCAAGCUCCGCCGCGCACCCUCCAUCUCCGUCUCCGACCUCCGCUCCCUCCUCGCCGAGCCACCCUCCGAUGCCGACGCCGGCGAAAUCGUAAUUAUCCGUGGCACUGUCGACGCCAAGUCCGCCGUCGACGGCACCUGGAAAACUUUGAAACCCGGCGUAUUGGUUUCUCGCGAGUCCGGCGAUAAAGGUGUCAUUCUUCAAAGAACUCAAACGUGUAUAUACAAUGACUGGAAAGGCUUAUUGGGAUGGACUUCUGACCUUCGAGCCAUAUGUGCAAGAUCUUUGAGGCAGCAAGACUCUACAUCUUUUAGGAAGGUGCCUUUUGUUCUAAUUGAUGUUGGACGGCGGCCAAAUGCUGAGUAUGUUGUUGUCAACAUGGAUGGAUCAAGACAUUCAUUACCUCUGACAACCGUUUAUCAUAAAUUGCAACCAAUAAAUGCUUCUCCUUAUACUUUCUUGCAAGCACUUUUUGGGCAUGAAUAUCCGGUUGGACUACUAGAUGAAGAGAAAAUUCUUCCAUUGGGGAAGGAUAUCACUGCUGUUGGCCAUUGCAGUUUAAAAAAUGGAAUUGCUGAAAUUAAGUCCUGCAAAGAUAUACCAUAUUUUUUGUCUGACUUGAGUAAAGAUCAGAUGAUAGUAGAUCUUUCCAUCAAGGCGAAAAUACUGUUUUGGGGUGGUAUUUCACUUGGUUCGAUGUCAGUUGGGGUACUUGGCUAUGCAGUUUUGAGGAACUGGAUUAAGUGGAAACGGUGGAAGGUACAGAGGCAGCUCCAGCAACAAAGGCAAGCGGUGAGUGAUGCUGAACCUCAGGUGGAUGAUGAGAUUGAAGAUGUUCCAGAUGGACAAUUAUGUGUGAUAUGUCUGAUGAGGAGAAGGCGUUCUGUCUUCAUUCCCUGUGGGCAUCUUGUGUGUUGCCAAGGGUGUGCCAUAUCAGUUGAACGUGAAGUUGCACCCAAAUGUCCUGUUUGUCGUCAGGAGAUUCGAGAUUCAGUGCGGACUUAUGAAUCUUGAACAGACACAGACUGAUUUUUCUGUUCACUCUGCGGCAGGAAACUUUUAUGACUGCUAUUGAGAAGAGUGUUUGUUUUUUACUAUUUCUAUAAGAUCUGGAAUAUGGAGUUUUAGGGAAAACUUGCCUCUGCUCUUGUUUCCUGUGAACUUAUUACUUUAUCUGGUGUAGAUAUUUGAACUUGGUUUAGAUAGGUUGGUCGAGGUUAAUUCGUAGUCUCCUCACUUGUCACUCUGCAAGGUCUUUUGGGGAACCUUGUAGGAUUUUCCAAUUAUCCCAGUGGCUGUGUACAUAAACAUUUAAUUUUGCCUAACACCUAUAGAAUGAACACUGAUAUGUUCUUGUGCA